Molecule: messenger RNA, 5673 nt
Organism: Microcebus murinus (gray mouse lemur)
Lineage: Eukaryota; Metazoa; Chordata; Mammalia; Primates; Cheirogaleidae
Gene: ADGRA2
Product: adhesion G protein-coupled receptor A2
Biological process (GO): G protein-coupled receptor signaling pathway; central nervous system development; positive regulation of canonical Wnt signaling pathway
Cellular component (GO): Wnt signalosome; plasma membrane
Molecular function (GO): protein binding; G protein-coupled receptor activity
Source: RefSeq, a predicted model, not a curated record
CGCAGCGGGCCCCAGCGCCGGAGUCCCCGCGGGCGAUGGGUUGAUGGGCGCCGGGGGACGCAGGAUGCGGGGGGCGCCCGCGCGCCUGCUGCUGCCGUGGCUGCUGCUGCUCCUGGCGCCUGAGACGCGGGGCGCGCCCGGCUGCCCGGUGCCCAUCCGUAGCUGCAAGUGCUCGGGGGAGCGGCCCAAGGGACUGAGCGGCGGCGCCGCCAACCCAGCGCGCAGGAGGGUGGUGUGCGGCGGCGGGGACCUCCCGGAGCCGCCCGAGCCCGGCCUCCUGCCUAACGGCACCGUCACCCUGCUCCUGAGCAACAACAAGAUCACGGUGCUCCGCAACGGAUCCUUCCUGGGCCUGUCCCUGCUGGAGAAGCUGGACCUGAGGAACAAUGUCAUCAGCACGGUGCAGCCGGGGGCCUUCCUGGGCCUGGGGGAGCUGAAGCGCUUAGAUCUCUCCAACAACCGGAUUGGCUGUCUCGCCUCUGACUCCUUCCAAGGCCUCCCCAGGCUGCUCCGACUAAACAUAUCUGGAAACAUCUUCUCCAGUCUGCAGCCGGGGGUCUUUGAUGAGCUGCCAGCCCUGAAGGUUGUGGACUUCGGCACCGAGUUCCUGACCUGCGACUGCCACCUGCGCUGGCUGCUGCCCUGGGCCCGGAACCACUCCCUGCAGCUGUCGGAGCGCACGCUCUGCGCCUUCCCCGGCGCCCUGCACGCCCAGGCCCUCGGCGGCCUCCAGGAGGCCCAGCUGCGCUGCGAGGGGGCCCUGGAGCUGCACACGCACCACCUCAUCCCGUCACUGCGCCAAGUGGUGUUCCAGGGGGACCGGCUGCCCUUCCAGUGCUCCGCCGGCUACCUGGGCAACGACACCCGCAUCCGCUGGUACCACAACCGGGCCCCCGUGGAGGGCGACGAGCAGGCGGGCGUGCUCCUGGCCGAGAGCCUCAUCCACGACUGCACCUUCAUCACCAGCGAGCUGACCCUGUCCCACAUCGGCGUGUGGGCCUCGGGCGAGUGGGAGUGCUCCGUGUCCACCGCCCAGGGCAACGCCAGCAAGAAGGUGGAGAUCGUGGUGCUGGAGACCUCCGCCUCCUACUGCCCCGCCGAGCGCGUCGCCAACAACCGCGGGGACUUCAGGUGGCCUCGAACUCUGGCUGGCAUCACAGCCUACCAGUCCUGCCUGCAGUAUCCCUUCACCUCGGUGCCCCUGAGCGGGGGCGCCCCGGGCACCCGAGCCUCCCGCCGCUGUGACCGGGCCGGCCGCUGGGAGCCGGGGGACUACUCCCACUGCCUGUACACCAACGACAUCACCCGGGUGCUCUACACCUUCGUGCUGAUGCCCAUCAAUGCCUCCAACGCGCUGACCCUGGCCCACCAGCUGCGCGUGUACACGGCCGAGGCCGCCAGCUUUUCGGACAUGAUGGACGUCGUCUACGUGGCCCAGAUGAUCCAGAAAUUUCUGGGUUAUGUCGACCAGAUCAAAGAGCUGGCGGAGGUGAUGGUGGACAUGGCCAGCAACCUGAUGCUGGUGGCCGAGCACCUGCUGUGGCUGGCCCAGCGCGAGGACAAGGCCUGCAGCCGCAUCGUGGGCGCCCUGGAGCGCAUCGGCGGGGCGGCCCUCAGCCCCCACGCCCAGCACAUCUCUGUGAACGCAAGGAACGUGGCGCUGGAGGCCUACCUCAUCAAGCCGCACAGCUACGUGGGCCUGACCUGCACGGCCUUCCAGAGGAGGGAGGCGCCGGGCACGCGGCCGGGCAGCCCAGCCCAGGGCCCCGCGGCCGAGCCCGAGGCCCCGGCCGACCAGCAGCUCCGCUUCCGCUGCACCACGGGGAGGCCCAACGUCUCCCUGUCAUCCUUCCACAUCAAGAACAGCGUGGCCCUGGCCUCCAUCCAGCUGCCCCCCAGUCUGUUCUCAGCCCUUCCGGCUGCCCUGGCUCCCCCGGCGCCCCCAGACUGCACCCUGCAGCUGCUCGUCUUCCGCAACGGCCGCCUCUUCCGCAGCCACGGCAACGCCUCCCGCCCAGGCGCCGGGCCCGGCAAGCGGCGCGGCGUGGCCACCCCGGUCAUCUUUGCAGGAACCAGUGGCUGUGGCGUGGGAAACCUGACAGAGCCAGUGGCCGUUUCGCUGCGGCACUGGGCUGAGGGGGCUGAACCCAUGGCCGCUUGGUGGAGCCAGGAGGGGCCUGGCGGCCCUGGGGGCUGGAGCUCUGAGGGCUGCCAGCUCCGCUCCAGCCAGCCCCACGUCAGCUCCCUGCACUGCCAGCACUUGGGCAAUGUGGCUGUGCUCAUGGAACUGAGUGCCUUCCCCAGGGAGGCGGGGGGCUCGGAGGCGGGGCUGCACCCUGUCGUGUACCCCUGCACGGCCCUGCUGCUGCUCUGCCUCUUCUCCACCAUCAUCACCUACAUCCUCAACCACAGCUCCAUCCAUGUGUCCCGGAAGGGCUGGCACAUGCUGCUGAACCUGUGCUUCCACAUGGCCAUGACCUCUGCCGUCUUUGCGGGGGGCAUCACACUCACCAAUUACCGGACGGUCUGCCAGGCGGUGGGCAUCACUCUUCACUACUCCUCGUUGUCCACGCUGCUCUGGAUGGGUGUGAAGGCCCGAGUCCUCCACAAGGAGCUCACCUGGAGGGCACCCCCUCCACAAGAAGGAGACCCUGCCCCGCCUGCUCCCCGUCCCAUGCUCCGGUUCUAUUUGAUCGCUGGAGGGAUCCCACUCAUUAUAUGUGGCAUCACGGCUGCUGUCAACAUCCACAACUACCGGGACCACAGCCCCUACUGCUGGCUGGUGUGGCGCCCAAGCCUAGGAGCCUUCUACAUCCCGGUGGCUUUGAUUCUGCUCGUCACCUGGAUCUAUUUCCUGUGCGCAGGGCUGCGCUUACGGGGUCCCCUGGCGCAGGGCCCAAAGGGGGGCAACAGCAGGGCCUCGCUGGAGCCUGGGGAGGAGCUGAGGGGUCCCGCCAGGCUCCGGAGCAGCGGCCCCCUCCUGAGUGACUCAGGUUCCCUUCUGGCAGCUGGGAGCACAGGGGUGGUGACCCCGGGGCCCCCGGAGGAUAGUGACGGCCUCUACUCUCCGGGAGUGCAGCUGGGGGCGCUGGUGACCACGCAUUUCCUGUACCUGGCCCUGUGGGCCUGCGGGGCCCUGGCCGUGUCCCAGCGCUGGCUGCCCCGGGUGGUGUGCAGCUGUCUGUACGGGGCGGCGGCCUCCGCCCUGGGCCUCUUCGUCUUCACCCACCACUGUGCCAGGCGCAGGGACGUGAGGGCCGCCUGGCGCGCCUGCUGCCCGCCCGCCUCGCCCGCGGCCCCGCACGCCCCACCGCGGGCCCUGCCCGCCGCCCCCGAGGACGGCUCCCCGGUGUUCGCGGAGGGGCCCCCCUCCCUCAAGUCCUCCCCGAGCGGCAGCAGCGGCCCCGCGCCGCCCCCCGGCCCCUGCAAGCUCACCAACCUGCAGCUGGCGCAGAGCCAGGCGUGCGAGGCGGGGGCGGCCCGCGGGGACGGGGAGCCGGAGGCCGCGGGCCCCCGGGGGAGCCUGGCUGCCCGCCACUCCAACAACCUGCACCAGGGGCGCCGGGCGCACAAGAGCCGGGCCAAGGGGCACCGCGCGGGGGAACCCGGCGCCAGGAACCGGCUGAAGGCCCUGCGCGGGGGCGCGGCGGCGGGGGCGCCCGAGCUGCUGUCCAGCGAGAGCGGCAGCCUGCGCAACAGCCCGACCGACAGCUGCGCGGGCAGCAGCCGCCACAGCCCGGGCGCCGGCGCCCCGCCCGAGGGCGAGCCCGCGCUCACGCCGUCCGAGGGCAGCGACACCAGCGCCGCGCCGGCCCCCGAGGCGGGCCGCACCGGCCAGCACCGCAGCGCCAGCCGCGACAACCUCCGCGGCGGGGCCGGCGCGCUGGAGAAGGAGAGCAAGCGCCGCUCGUACCCGCUCAACGCCGCCAGCCUCAACGGCGCGCCCAAGGGCGGCAGGUACGACGACGUCACCGCGAGCGGCGCGGAGGCGGCGGGCGGCGGCUGCAUGAAGACCGGCCUCUGGAAGAGCGAGACCACAGUCUAGGGCCGGGCGGGCGACGCGUUAGGACAGGCUGGCCGCGCGGCCCGUUACCCCCAGCCCCUCGGGGCCCUCGAAGACGUCGCUCGGUACGCCAACAGGUGUGCGGUGGAGGCGCCCAUGGCUGCACCUGGGCUGGCUAGCACUACCCCGGAGGCCAGGGCAGGGAGAUAGGCGCAGGGUCGCCAUCUGCCUAGAGGGCCACGCUCUGGGCAGCGACAGACAAUCCCAGAAACAGACAAGAUACGGUUCCGUCCGGCCCCGGCCAGUUUGACAGCCCAGUUAUCGGUGCCCUUCCAGGCAGGGGGGAGUCAUCUGUGGGGUGACCCACGACCAGUGAAAGGGCGCGGCACGGCCCAGGUGGGCCCUCCCCACGUACUCCCACCGGGGCCACGCUGCCUUGCUGGCGGACGUCAGCAGAGCCAGGGAAGCACAGCGGGAGCGUGGGAACCGCGCGCUGUCCUCUGCUGAAGUCAGCCCGGUCGUGCCCAGACCCUAAGUCCUCUCUCCUCCCUGGCUUGGCUGACGUGAGCGCAGCCUAGCAAUCGAGCCAGGUGACUAGGACAAUGGGAGGCAACAGGUGCUACUUUUCUGACCAACUAUGCAACAGGGGAAGGUGGGGCAGCUUUGCCAUCAACUAGUUCUGGGUGGGGGUAGGGCAUACAACUGGGGAUAAUGCCACCAUUCCCACAGGAGUGGCACUCACACCAUGCAGCAGGGCUCAGAGGUGGCACAUCAGGACCAAGUCUAGGCCCUAUACCGAAGAAGCAGACUCUGCCAGGUGUCUGAGGGUGAUCUGAGGGAAGCAGGAGGAGCUGAUACUCGGAGGAGGGCAGAAUCUAGUCAUGCCCUAAACCUAGUCCUACAAGGGACCUCUGAAGAGCUCCACCGUAAGGCUGCAGGUGGUGUUUGGAGAAGCACUUAGUGUUUGGUUACAAGAUCCAUCUCCUGGACCUCAGCCUCCCGUCACUAGGGACUAAGGAAUUAGCAAUUCCUUGCCUCCGUGAGGCCAUAUGCAAGAACCAUCCCGAUAUUGUGAUCUCUAUAGAGCUCCACAGUAGGGAGGAAGUUCCACAAUGUCAAACAAGCUUCCUGACUCACAGAAGCCCAGCCAAGCCCCGAGGCAGUGGCUAGGGUCCCUGCAGGUCACCAGAGGCCUGUGCUCUCACUACUAUUAAACACCAGCACCCAUAUUUCCCCCAACCUAAAAAACCACCACCAGCCUUUUACUACAGGACCGCAUGGAAGUGGAGGGAACCCCAGGUCUGGCCCGGGUCCCCUCCCAGUCUUCAUGUCACCCUGGCCUGCUCACCAAGGUGAAAGAAGACACAGGGGAGGGAGAAAACCCAUACUUCUUGGGACGAGUCCUGUUAUUUAUGCUUGCUGCACAGACAAUAUUAGAAGAAAACAAAAAAAAAAAGCUUUGUAUUAUUCUUCCACAUACGCUGGCUGCUGUUUACAUACCCUGCCGAUGCCUUAGCACUGGAGAGCUUUUUGCAAUACGCUGGGGAACGGGGAGGGAGGGAAUGAAAAGUGCCAAAGAAAACAUGUUUUUAAGAGCUUGGGUUUUAUACAAUAGAAUGUUUUCUAGCAGAUGCCUCUUGUUUUAAUAUAUUAAAAUUUUGCAAAGCCCU